This is a messenger RNA of Dictyostelium purpureum, 1008 nucleotides long. RefSeq lists its product as uncharacterized. NCBI's taxonomy places the organism in Eukaryota, Evosea, Eumycetozoa, Dictyosteliales, Dictyosteliaceae. Gene Ontology annotation, molecular function: zinc ion binding. The annotation marks the transcript as partial. The record is from RefSeq and is a predicted model, not a curated record. The transcript has 2 exons.
AUGGCAUCAAAAAGAAAAGAUAAUAAUAAUAAUAAUAAUUAUGAUAAAACUAAAAUUAAAUACACAAUUGAGGAUAUUUUAGUUGAUUUCAAUUUAUUAGAAGACAAGUAUAUGUGUGAAAUUUGUACCGGAUGUGUAUUUAAAGAUUUAAAUAAAAUAGAAGCAUUUCAAUGUAAAGAGGGCCAUGUUUUUUGCACAAGUUGUUGGACCCAAUCUUUAGCAAGAAAAAAAGAAUGUAUGGCUUGUAGAGCUCCAUGUGAAUUCAACACUUUAUCGAAAAAUAUAUUACUUCAAAAAGAUUUUAGAGAAAAAAGAGUAUAUUGCCCAAAUAUUUAUAGAUAUGUUGGUGGAAAGAUUGUAAAAGAUGAAAGGUUUGGUUGUAAAAUGAUAUUUUCUUAUGAUGAAUUAGAAAGCCAUUUAAAAAACUGUCCAAAAGAAUUUAUAGAGUGUCCUUUUAAUAAAAGUACUACCUCAAAAGAAUUAAAAUGUCAAAGUAUAAUUAGAAAAAGUUUAAUUUAUAGUCAUCAAGAAAUAUGUGUUUUAACCAUUGGUGUUUGCACAUAUUGUCAAGUUGAUUUAGGAAAAAAAGAGAUUUUAAAAGAGCAUCAAGAAAAAACUUGCCAAAAAUAUUUGGUUAAAUGUACUCAAGAAUGCAAAAAUAGUACUACUAAUUUUGUUAUGGUCGAAAGAGGCAAUUUACAAAAUCAUAUUAAAAUAGAUUGCCCUAAAACUAAAAUUCAAUGUAAAUAUAUAGAUGGUGGCUGCACUGAAGUUUUUCAAAGAUGUGAUCAAGUAAAGCAUUUAAAUGAUGUUAACCAUUCUGUUUAUAUUCAAAAUAUAAUGGAUCAACAAUUUAAAGCAUCACAAGAAAUGGUAGCUAAGCUAACACUAGAAAAUCAAGAACUUCAAAAAAAACUAGACCAAUAUUCAAUUAAAAUUGACCAGUUAGAACUAAAAUAUAACACAACAAAUUCAUUAUUAACCCAAGUCAAAGAAAAUCUUGGAGAC